Salvelinus sp. IW2-2015 is the source of this 12560-nucleotide messenger RNA. The record is from RefSeq and is a predicted model, not a curated record. Lineage: Eukaryota; Metazoa; Chordata; Actinopteri; Salmoniformes; Salmonidae.
CAGUCAUUACUAUGGGCGUGGAACCUGUAAAAAGGGGACCUCGCAGCAGUAGACAGUAGUUGCAUUUACCAGGCUGAUUUAUUUUGUGAUGGGAAACACUGACGACCUAUUAACGUUUCAAGUUAAAUACUGAGGAUAUUUACCCGGACACUAUGGACAUCAGCAUUAUAACUCUUGAAGAUUCAUCGCCUCUGAAAGUCGUAUGACAGACACUCGCGCAGGUAACCUGCAGAAAGAUCAACGGCACGCGUAUUUCCCACAUCGGAUGAGUCGAGGCCGGGAAGCAAGAUUGAUGUGCACACUGACAUCGUUCCGUUGAUACCUCCAUGCUGAAGAAUUGUCACCGGGCGUGUGCUGCAGAUAUUCGGCCCCCACUCCAUCUUCACGUCAGGAAUAGCCAUGGCAAUCAUCUGGAAACAUCAGUGAUUCAACAAUUAAAUCGCCAUGGAAUCGGGUGCCGAGCCCGAUGGAUUUAAAUACCCAGCUCUUCCCAAUUCACAAUGUGAACUCAACAUAAAUAUGUAUGAGACUAUCAGAGAUGGAAAUGUCACUAAUAUGGACACUUCGACGGUCGUGAGAGGUGGGAGCGACCCGAGUGCAUAUCCUCCAUCGAAUUAUCAGCGGAUCGUGCGCCAAAGAUUUAUCAGGAGAAGUUUGUGGUUCUCAGACUCUGAUGAGCAGGCCUUUGAGGUGCCAGAAUGUGACAACAGGAGUAAAAUCCUCAACAUAAGCCUGCGCACGAUACUUGACAGGACACGGGGGGCUCGGUUGGGGCCACAGGAGGGUUCCAGUCCCGGGAGUCAAGGGGGGAAGAAAGACAGCGCCACGGAGGGCGCCAGCGCUGAUGAGAAGGAGAAAACUGUGGAUAAAUUGAAUGUUACAUCCACCGAAGGCAGUAAAAACACUGUCAGAACUGCUAGCGAGGAGGAAGAGGCUGAGAUGAAAGCUGUUUCCACAUCCCCUGGGGGACGGUUUCUCAAGUUCGAUAUCGAGCUCGGGAGAGGGUCCUUCAAGACUGUCUAUAAAGGUCUGGAUACCGACACCUGGGUGGAAGUUGCCUGGUGUGAACUUCAGGACCGUAAGCUGACCAAAGUGGAGCGUCAGCGGUUUAAGGAGGAGGCCGAGAUGCUGAAGGGGCUGCAGCACCCCAACAUCGUCCGCUUCUACGACUUUUGGGAGUCACCCGUCAAAGGGAAGAAGUGCAUUGUCCUGGUGACUGAGCUCAUGACCUCCGGAACACUCAAAACGUAUCUGAAGCGCUUCAAGGUGAUGAAACCCAAGGUCUUAAGGAGCUGGUGUAGACAGAUCCUAAAGGGCCUCCACUUCCUCCACACCCGGGACCCUCCUAUCAUCCACAGGGACCUGAAGUGUGACAACAUCUUCAUUACGGGCCCCACCGGCUCCGUAAAGAUAGGAGACCUGGGGCUGGCCACGCUCAAGAGGGCCUCCUUCGCCAAGAGUGUCAUAGGCACCCCAGAGUUCAUGGCCCCAGAGAUGUAUGAGGAGCACUAUGACGAGGCAGUGGACGUCUAUGCCUUUGGGAUGUGUAUGCUGGAGAUGGCCACCUCAGAGUACCCCUACUCGGAGUGCCAGAAUGCUGCACAGAUCUAUCGCAAAGUCACCAGCGGAGUGAAGCCUGCCAGCUUCAACAAGGUUGUGGAUCCUGAAAUCAAGGAGAUUAUUGGCGAGUGCAUCUGCCAAAAGAAAGAGGAGCGGUACUCUAUAAAGGACCUGCUCAACCAUGCCUUCUUUGCGGAGGACACAGGGGUGCGGGUGGAGCUGGCAGAGGAGGAUGAUGGGAAAAAGGCAGCUAUCGCCCUGAAACUAUGGGUGGAAGACCCCAAGAAGCUGAAGGGGAAGUACAAGGAGAGUGGCGCAAUUGAGUUCACCUUUGAACUGGAGAAAGAGACUCCAGAGGGCGUGGCCCAAGAGAUGGUGGAAUCUGGGUUCUUCCAUGAGAGUGAUGCUAAGAUCGUGGGGAAGUCUAUCCGAGACCGUGUAGCGCUGAUCAAAUGGAGGAGAGAGAGGUCCGUAUUGGCAGGACCCCCAGUGGACAUAGGAGAGGCAGGACUCGGGGCCCAGUCAACCCCGGCCCAGGGGGCCUCUGCUGGGGCUACACAGGCAGUACAGCCCCCUCUGCUGGAGCCAGAGGCAGACCAGCACGCCAGGCUGUGUAACCUUCCAGCCAGCGCCACCUCUGUCACAUCAGACAGUACGUUUGACAGCGGCCUGGGCUCCGCUGUGUACUCUGACUCCCACAGCAGCCAACACAAUGUCCUCUACCAGUCCCUAGUGGAGCCCAUCACCAAGGCAACGCAGCAGCGUCACCGCAGUGGUCUGUAUUUGGCUUCAGCACGCCCCCGCUCCUGUGAAAAGGGCGAGGGGUGGAAAGGAGCCCUAGGGCCAGAGCUCCGAGUGGGGGUAGGAGCAGGGGCAAGGAGAGGGAGUGCCUCUGUCAUUGACACUCUAAGGGGCAACAACGUCACUCUUCAUAUGCUCCUGCAACCUCUGACCUCUGGGCCCUGCAGCCCACAGAGAGCUGCCAGUCCUGCCCCCACAUCACCAGACAACCAAACAGAGAGCAGCCCCUCUGAGUUCUGCUCCGAGGCAGAGGACGGCUUCCCUUCUCCGAGUGCUUUGCCUGCCCCCCUCCUCCUGGCCCUCCCUGACCCCACACACUCUGAGGCCCGGCGUCAUAGUGACUCUUCUGUGGAAUCCCAGACAUUGGAAGCCACCAAUGCGAGCAGGGUUAAAUCUGUAUCAGGUGGGAGGAGGCAUUCGGACUUCAGCACCCUGCUGAGUCUAAACUCUGCCCAUCAUCAUCACCACUACCACCAAGGCGCACCCAGAAAGCAUCUCUGCCAGGCCUGCUUCUCUCUGCUGCUGAAGUCACAAGAAGGGUGGCACAAGCAGCAGCACAUCUCCUUUCCCUUUCCACCACACCCCUGUGGGGUAGCGACAACUGCAGGGUCAGGAGGGGUGAAAGGUCAAAUAGGAAGUGACUGCUCUGACCUCUUCUUACUACAACAGAACCUGAUGAACAUCAUCAGUCGUAAAACCACCCUAUCCAACCAGGGCCAACCCUCCCUCCUCCACCUACCUGCAGCCCAGCAGCCUGCCAAGAACUAUGGGGAUGGGAGUCUGAACUUACCCCAGAGAGGCAGCUUCAGUGGUGGCCACACUACACCUCCUCUGGCCAGGCCCACACAGGACCGCAGGGCCAGCUACUGCGCUGGGGACCACCGAGCCACCGGGCCCCCGGGAGUGACACCCACCACAGCCAGCUUCUCAGCUGUAGCUUUGCAACACACCCCAGCUUCAGCAAGUUACUCGGCAUCAAACAUUCCUCUGCAACAGAAUCAUACCGGACAGAGCUACCCAGCUCCACCUCAGCAACAGACCGCAACAGCAGAAAGUUAUACAACUGCAAAUGUACCACUUCAACAGCCUGCAGCAAGCUUUUCAGCGACAACCAUGCCACCGCAGCAGCCACACACUGCAGCAGCAAGCUACACAGCAGCAACAAUGCCAAUCCAGAGGACACCAACUCCACAGAGUUAUGUUGCUCCAGCUCUGCAACAGCUGACUCAAACUGCAGCGAGCUACGCAGCUCCAACUCUGCAACAAAACCCAACACCAGCAAGCUUCUCAGCAGCAGCAGCUUUGUCUGUCCAACAGACUGUAUUGGCAGCUACCAUAGCGGCAGCUACCAUAGCAGCAGCAACAAAACCCUCACAACCAGCUGCACAGAACUACUCCGCUCCAGUGGGGCAUCUCCAACAGACUGCACCCACACAGAGUUAUGCAUCUGUAGCCCCAACUGUGGUCCACACAAUACCUAUACCCAGUCUCCCUACUUGGACCCCCAGUGUAGCAACACAACCUCUAGCUUCUGUUGUGCCUCCCCCAGUCCAGCCUUGCCCAGCCCCACACAGCCUCUCAGACAAAGCCAUGCCUUCCAUUCUGCAGCUUGGCCAGUGUAGUCCCAUGCAUCACAGACAGCAGACAGUGCAGGUCCCCAUUCAGCAGCAACACAUCCAGCAAAUGGCACAGACCGCUGUCCAACAGGAUAGUCCCAUGCAGCACAGCCAACAGACUGUGCAGGUCCCCCUACCCCAACACAGCCAGCCGUUGGUUAAGCCUACUGUCCAACAGGCUCCAGUUGUCCAGCGCUACCAGUCACCUGCCCAUACUGUGCAGCAAGGUUCAACCCUCCAGAGUUACCCCAGUUCUGUACCCCUGAUGGGGCAACAGAACUCUGCUUCACAGAGCUACCCACCCUCAGCCCCACACAUACAACAGGCUGCUUCACAGAGCUACCCACCCUCAGCCCCACACAUACAACAGACCCACACAACACAACAGGCUGCUUCACAGAGCUACCCACCCUCAGCCCCACACAUACAACAGGCUGCUUCACAGAGCUACCCACCCUCAGACCCACACAUACAACAGGCUGCUUCACAGAGCUACCCACCCACAGCCACACAAGCUGCAACGGUGCAAGGCUACACAUCACUCCAACCCAGUGUGAUGGGUCAGGCCUAUCCAUCUGCUCAGGCUCCACAGCAGGCCGCAGACCCACAGACCUACCCAGUGGCCCCCAUAGUGCAACAACAGACUGGGACUACUGCACAGCACAGCCAGGCCCAGGUGGCCCCACUAUCCCCAGGCCAGCAGUACCAACGCUAUCUCCACAACCCAGCUUUUCUGAACCAGAAUGUUCCUGGGGGUCAAAGCCUUCCCCAGCACCACCAAUCAUUAUCUAGUCUGCCUGCCCAGGCAUUGCCUCCUCAGCAGCCAUUGGCUCAGGCCUCUGACCCUCUGCAGUUGCAGCCACUACAGAUGUCCACUUCUCUUCCACCAACACACCUUUCACAGUUUCCCUCACCGUAUCCCAACAUCCAAGUGGUGACACCUCUGGCUGGAUAUGACUCCUACCCUCACCCCUGCCCUGUUCCCCAGUCCUACCCCUCCUCCACUGCCCCAUCUCUGCCCCCUCUCUACCUCUCCCCAGGCCAGCCUGCCACUCUGCCCCCCUCUGUCUCGCCCCUUGCCCCCCUGCAUAUAGGGAACGCUCUGGUGCCACCCACCUCUGUGUCCUUGAUACCCUCACCCACAACCCUGCUGGCCAUGGCAACACCCACACUGCCACAGCACCUGCAGAUGUACCCUGCUGUUUUGCAACAGAGUGUUAUGACACACACACACCCUGCCUCACUCCCUGGACAACAGAACACACAACUGCAGAAUACGCACCACAUGAACCCAGACAAUUCUUCCCUACCCCUACCUGUUCAACACAACACACCCCCCACAUACUCACACCCUGCCGCUGCACCUGAGCUUGCUCUGCACAGCUCUCAGCCGUUAAGACAGGUCAAGCAGCAGACCCAGCUUCCAGAUCCAGGCCACCCCUCCCAGCCUACCCAUCUUGCAGUUUUCUCCUCUCCCAUACAUAGUGGGUCGGACAGGGGCACAGUCACUGCCGCAGCCCAGCUUGACCAGAACCUCAGCCAAACCCUGUCUCGGCGUCAGGCACUAGGCCAGAACCAGAGCCAACCCCUGGCUCCAGCGUCACAUCCACCAGGCUCCCAGACAGCAGGACCUGGGCCUGCCAGCACCAGCUUGACACAGCAGAACCAGGCCAGUGCCAGCACAGGGACGACGGUCACCUCGGCACAGCCUCUAACAGAGUCCAAUCUGGAGGAUCCUGGUGCAGAGAUGCAAGCUUCAGGGGCCAGCUACUCCUACGACAGUGUGAACUCCGAUGCCACCUCAGGGAAGGAGAUGAGCGACGGUAAUGAGGGGACACAUGGGUCAGGGAAGGGCGAGGGGAAGGUCCGGAAACCCCACCGCCGCUCCACACGCACCCGAUCACGCCAAGAGAAGAUCAACAAGCCCAAACUCAGCAUGCUCAACGUGUGUAAUACAGGGGAUAAGAUGGUGGAGUGUCAGCUGGAGACCCACAACCACAAGAUGGUCACCUUCAAGUUCGACCUGGACGGAGACGCACCUGAGGAGAUCGCCACUUACAUGGUGGAGAAUGACUUCAUCCUGCUCCUGGAGAAGGAGAUGUUUAUAGAGCAGCUGAAGGACAUUGUGGACAAGGCUGAGGAUAUGCUGAGUGAAGACACGGAGGGGGAGAGGAGCUCUGACCACGUGGGCAGUCCUCAACAGAGCCACGGAACAGUCAUACUGGGGGGAGAGGGUUCAAAGACUGCUACACCUAAUUCACCACAGCUUGUUUACCAGCAGAACGUCCUCCACACUGGGAAGCGCUGGUUCAUUAUCUGCCCCGUGGCCGAGACGCCCACGCCAAACAGGGAGAAGACCUCAUCAAAUGCCUCUACAGCCAAGGAGGCUCCUGAUACGUCAUUGUCUAGGUCCAGCUGCAUUACUACUCCUCCUGUUCCUGCCCUGACCACCACAGCCCCUACUCCAGCCCCGUCUGCCCUCCCUGCACCCCAGAGCUCUGCUCAGCCUCAGGACCCUAAUGUGGGCGAGGCCAGAAUGCAGCAGCCCCAGGCCUCUGGAACCAAACCCACCACCAAUACUACCACUGCUGCUGUGGGCCGCCACGAGCCCUGUGUCUCCAUGGUAACAGACAUCCCAUGCUGCCCCAUUGUUCCACCCGUGUCUCUGGAUGUGAAUGGGGUGGGACAUAAAGGGGCGAGCGGCACUUCCUCUUGUCUACCCAAUCAGGGGGCCAGCCUGUCAGGAGACCCACCCCCUCUGGGCUCCCACCAACCUGUGGUCUUGCAGCAGCCCUACGCCACACCCAGCAUGGUGGGUGGAGGAGGUGAAGUCACAACACCAUCACAGCCCCAGAGUCCAGCCCACCAGGCCUCCCAGCAGCAGGAUGGACCUGGUGGAUCCGGGAGUGGAGGUGGUGGGGGCCUGGGGGAGUCUGAUGGAGAGGGCCCCCCCAGGGUGGAAUUUGUGGACCGCACUAUCAAGACUCUUGAUGAGAAGCUGAGGAACCUGCUGUACCAGGAGUACGCCCCAUCUGCUCCCUCCAGUACCGCCUCAGACCUCCAGGGCUUCAGCACAGAGGGGGUCAGCUCUCCCCUUGUCUCUGACAGCCAGACCAUCACAGAGGGGGGGCUCCCCAGGAAGGGAGAGCUGCUGCCUCAGAUACCCGAGCGUACAGAUAGUUUGGAUACCCUGAGUGCCUCUGCAGCCUGUAAAGGUGUGCUGAACACUAACAUGCUGGGCAGUUCCAGUUCCUAUGGUUCCAAGAGCCGUUUUCAGAUCAUCCCCACUCCUCCAGACGUCAUCAUCCGUCGUUUAGAGAAGGCCAGAAGUCGCAGCACCUGCAGCUCCACGGCUCCCUCUAGUGGCUCGGGGGGCUCUCACGCUGCAGCUGAGGGGGGAGGACGGCGAGACCAGGGGUGUAUGGCCGUGGGCAGGUUUUCAGUGAUAACCACCGAAGAGGGGCUGGAAAACACCCCCAAACCUCACUGUAGCCACCGCUACUCAGCCCCCCCAGACUUCUACCAGGACACUCCCACCUCCAGCCCCAAUGCCACCCCCACCCUGCUCCCACGCGCCCACACUGCUGACGCUGCCACGAACUACUCCUUCCACUUCGACUCUGACUCAGGGGAGGAGGACACCAGUAGUUUAGCCCCUCCCCCUGCCCACCACAAGCCUCCAGCCCACGCACUCUCAGAACACAGCGGAAGUGACCUCAUGAAGAGGGCGGUGGCCUUCCUGCGCCGCACGGGCCGCAGCAGCAGUGUGCAGAGCUCUGAUUCGCCGAGCCGGCGACCCGCGGUAGCGAACGGCCACGCCCUCUCGCCGCCUGGACCCGGCCCCGCAUCGUACAUUAGCAGUGACAACGAUUCUGAGUUUGAGGACGCGGACAUGAGGAAGGAGCUGCAGAGGCUGAGGGAAAAACACAUGAAGGAGAUCUCAGAGCUGCAGGCGUUCCAGAGGAAUGAGAUCGAGCAUCUGUAUAAAGAGGUGGGGAAAGCCCUGCCGCCUGGUGUAGGCCUGCUGCACGCUGCGCCCCCUAGUGGCCGCAGACGUAGGGCCAGCAAACACAAGCUGAAGGCGGGCAAGCUGCUCAACCCCACGGUGCAGCAGCUGAAAAACAACCUGAACACCACCACCGCCGGUGAGAGGAAAGGUGAGAGUGCACCGGGCUUGUCUGGCUCUCCAGCUAAGAGCUCCAUCGUGUCUGACGGCUCUGACUGCUCCAGUGGCAGCAGCAGUAGUACCAGCAGCACUCUGCCCAGCACGGCCCCAGAACCCGUCCAGACCCAGCAGCCUUGUUCUCUCAAGGGCUCCCUCUCCUCUGACAGCAUCUAUGGUGGUGGCAUGGCCACACACGCUGGCCCAGGGCAAGGAUGGACGGUAUACCACCAAACGUCAGAGAGAGUGACCUAUAAAUCUAGUAGCAAACCGCGUGCUAGAUUCCUCAGUGGACCCGUGUCUCUGUCCAUCUGGUCCACACUGAAACGACUAUGUCUAGGCAAAGAGCGCAGUAGUAGGUCUUCUCACGGCGCCAGUGCAACUCAGACAGCGUCCAAUCAGCAACAGCCACCAGCUGUUCCCACCCCUUCGUCAUCUCCUCAACCAAUGGCGGCGCUAGCUCAGGCCCAGACGAACAACAGCAACAACAAGAAGCCAGGCACCUUCACGGACGACCUGCACAAGCUGGUAGAUGAUUGGACGAAGGAGACGCUGGCGGCCAAUCAGCCACGGCCCUCUCUGAACCAGAUCAAACAGCAGAGACGCAGGCAGGACCUGGAGGGCCGAGCCACGCCCAUGGGAGGAGCCACACAGGAGGUGAGAUGUGCCAUCCUUCCAAACAAGUUCCAGCUGCCUCUGUCCUGUCCGCUGACAGCUGUAGGCCUAGCCAUGCCCACUGACCUGGGCUCCAACCCCUCUGCCAUGCUCCAGCCCGGGUACCUGGUACCAGCAGGUCCUUAUGGAGGGGUUGUGACCGGCCCCUUAUACCCCCAGCAGUGGUCUGGUAUGCCCAGUCCUGUGGGGAUGAUGGGGUCAGCAGAAGGAAUGCCCUACCCCACCAUGGCCAACCCAGGGUUGCAGGCGUACCCCCUUACCCUGCACAGCCCUGAGAAUGGCCCUAACACCAGGACUACCUAAUGUGACAAAUAGCACCUUCUUGCACCCAGCAAACCCCCACCCCAUCGCACCUGAUGCUCAAAACAGACUUCCCCCAACGUUCCCCUCUAUCCCAGCACCCUCACAUCAGGACUGUCUAACUAACAGGCCUUUCCUAAUUCUGUGCUGAUAACCUAACUCCACUCUGUCCCCCCUGGUUCUCACUCCAGGGUUACAAUUGUAAUGAAAUCAGUCUAAUCACUUUUAAUGGGGUGACGGGACGGAAAAUAGAAUAAAGUAGGGCCCACACAUUAUAGAUGCACCAACAAAUGGCUUAUGGGUCGUUCCACCUCAAKGCACAAGAAAGAGGAUUUCGACAACCACCAUCUCCGAUUGUGCUCAAAUUGUUUCUGUAGUUAGAAACAUAAGAUUAGCAUUCCUGAAACAAUUUGUUGAAGUAUAAUUUGUUACUGCCACACCCUUUUAUAAAUUUCACUGAUAUUUAGUGUUUAUUAAAUGGAUCACAACAUUUGAUUUGCCACUUUGGGUAGAAAACCAUUGGCUUUAGCUUAAGGGAAUAUGUUACAUAGGAUGAAGAAGCAAUACUCCAAGUCAGACAUAGAGAACUGUUGCUGUAUACUGGGUGGGAUUGGUGUGGGGGGUCUGUGGGUGGCGUUUGACCAUUUUUAUUGGAUUCCUUGUGUCUUACUCGAUUGUAGGAAGAAGUUUGACCCAAAACGUAUGUUUGGUACAAUAUGUAUUGAAUAUUAUGUGAAUCCUAUAAAUUAAAAGGGCCAAUUUGGGUACAAUCAAUUAGCUUGAUUUCUCAAAUUUCAACAAUGUUGCAAGAAUGCCAAUCUUAUGUUUCUAACUACAGAAACAAUUUCCGAACAAUCUGAGAUGGUGUCAUGGCUUGCUGAAAUGACAUGGGAUGACUCUUAUGUGUUGAGUACACAUAAGAGUGUGUCUGAGUACUGGCCCCUACUUGACUGUAUUACUCAACCCCUCCAGUGUUCCUAUAUGCAGGAUYGUCCUGCUCCACUCUGCUCUGAUUAUGUGGGUUGAUGCUUUAUCAAAGAGUAACAUGCAUGUAAAUAACCUGUGAGCUUGUAAAUCUCCAGUGUGCAGGUAGAUGUAGUUUAUACAACACCUGAAGUUUUCCUGUGUGCUUGCGCACAGUAUAAAUGUCCUUUGUGUGUGUGUCAGAGUACCUACUGCUUUGGUCUUGACUAAACUCAGUCAUACAAAUAAUAUUAGCGGUCACCAAUGUGACGUUUUCACCAAAUCCAUCAUAACCAAUAAGCAGUAAUGUUUUCAGAUAGCUUUUUAUCGUUUACUAACGUUUUUUCAACCUUAAUACACUACAUUAGAAAUUAAAAUACAAGGGUUUAAGAUGACAGGAUACCUGUAUUUAAGGUGAAGUUCUCUGGAGGAGUGCCUUGAACAUAGCUUUUUCUGUGAAAUGAAGCAUGUCCAAAUCACAGAUUUUAUUUCAUGGUGGCUUGAGUGCCACUUUAUUUUUUUAUGCUUUGCAGACACUUUUUUUGGUUUACAUUUGAAUGCCCUUGUAGCACUGCACUAUUAACACAGUAUAUGCUUUUAUUUAAGGAAUAAAAUCAUGUCUUUAAUCAUUGUUUACUCCACCCUUGUGAAUUUAGAACGCCAUAGACGUGAAAUGGACAGUUGCCUUGCGAGAACAGGCAGUUGAUGUAGCUACAGUUAAUAAGAGAGAACAUACAAUAAAAGUCAAAACCCACUCAUUGGGCAGUGGUUAGUGUCAUAGGCAUAGAGUUAGAAUUCAUAGAAUUAACAUUCCAAUUCAAGUCAACGUUCCCCAAUGGAUGGAUCAAUUGAAUUCUCAUUCUAUAUUUGUAGGUCUGUUCUUAGAGGGGAGCCAGUAGUGUCCAGCUCAGAAUGUAGCAGAGGCAGGUUUACCGAGCGAGACUUAAAGUGCAAUUUCACCCCUCCACCUAGCUUUUGUAGUGGCCUUGCCACAAGCCUUAUCCAGGAACCUGCAACGGGAGCUAGUUUCUUUUGUUGCCUUUUUAGUUGAACGUAAGUUACAAAUCACAAAGAAAACACUAACUGCAUUUACAACUGCAAAAUAUUUUCUGUUGGGCCAAGAGCAUGGCUCCUAUUAUUAAACACAUGUGAUUUAAUUAGUGGAAUUACCAGUUAUUUACUCGUCUAAAGUAUUGUUUUGUGUUUCUUGAGCGUGAUGUCGACGCUGCUAGUGUGUCUGGUGGAUCCAUUAAGAAGGAAAGGAGGAGUUAGGGUGUGUAUCUCGUGGUACUUGAUAACACGACACAAGAUGAUACGCAUCCCUCCAGUAAUAAAUACCCUUUUCAGAGGAUAAGUUUUCUCAAUGAGAUGUUCAUGUGAAGCAGUGUUAUUAUAUUGCCUUGUUGACAUUAUUAAAUGAUGUAUCAUUUCCCAGGUGGUUUUUGAUACCCUGGCUUUCUUCUCUUUAUGGUUUUGAGUGUUUGAUUCCUCUGUUCAGAAUGAAACAUGCUAAAUGCAGAUGGAUACUUGAUUGGGGUGAAUUGCACAUGGCAUGACCUGUGUUCUAACCAUAGCCUGUAUGAAAUGGGUUCCAACCUGUAAAAAUGGGUGCCAUUUAGCAGACGCUUUUAUCCAAACCGACUUAGUCGUGCGUGCAUACAUUUUUACAUAUGGGUGGUCCGGGAAAUCGAACCCACAAUCAUGGCAUUGCAAGCACCAUGCUCUACCAACUGAUCAAUAUGUAUCCCAACAUACCUGUACAUAAUGGGAUUAACCUCCCCCUUAUCCUCCUGACCAUUGAAAGAGCAGCUCAAUUCAAGAGCAGUUCAAACUGUUCAAAUAUUUUCCAUACAGCAAGGUUAUUAUACCGCCAGCUAGAAAUCUCACAACCACCACACCAGUUAAAGGUUGCAGCACUCCAGUCCUGUCAAGCUGUGAAUUGUACAGUUUUCCUGUAAUUAGUAUUUGUACAUUUUCUUUGUCUGUUUUGAGAUUUCACAUCAGUGUUUGUUAUUCCAUCAAUUCGGUUUGAAUUGGGCUUUUAUAGGAUAUUAUGCAGUCUUCUGCUUUGGUGAAAUACUUCUAGUAGUAAGAGAUUUCUGUUCUCUGUUACUCGUUGUAGCUAACAAGUAAUGCUACACCUCCCUGUCUGUUAUGCUUAGUGAGCAGAGAACCUCUGUUGGAAUAUUCACUGGGAGGCAACAUUCAGAUCCAUAGAAAUGGAUUGUAUAGAGCCAAUAUGAUUAUCUGAGGAAUAGCGCACUGUGCUUCUUCUGAUCAUUGCAUUUCUAUCAGUUCUGAGCAACAUUGCCUCCUGUUGAAUAUGCACCCCCUGAUGGAAGGCUUGCAAUAAAGCUCUGCGUGGGAUUUGCUUCUGCCUGCUGUGCAUUUCCCACUAUAUUACCUUACCAACCCAGUCAGCCCCACUCUAAUCACAAAGACUGUACGUGUUUAAAGAGAAAUAAACAUUAUUUUGUGCUUGA